Molecule: messenger RNA, 2077 nt
Organism: Oreochromis aureus
Lineage: Eukaryota; Metazoa; Chordata; Actinopteri; Cichliformes; Cichlidae
Product: double C2-like domain-containing protein beta
Exons: 8
Cellular component (GO): membrane
Source: RefSeq, a predicted model, not a curated record
CUUACAGCUACACUGGGAACCUUGGAAUUCAGUUUGCUGUACGACCAGGAGAACAAUGCACUGCACUGCACCAUUAACAAAGCCAAGGGGCUCAAGCCAAUGGACCACAAUGGGCUGUCAGAUCCCUACGUCAAGUUGCACCUACUGCCCGGCGCCAGCAAGGCCAAUAAACUCAGAACCAAGACCCUGCACAACACACUCAACCCAGUCUGGAAUGAGACCCUGACCUACUACGGCAUCACUGAUGAGGAUAUGGUCCGCAAGACACUCAGGAUUUCAGUGUGUGAUGAGGACAAAUUCCGCCACAACGAGUUCAUCGGGGAAACGCGAAUCCCUCUCAAGAAGCUGAAGCCCAAUCAAACCAAGAAUUUCAACAACUGCCUGGAGAAACAGUUACCUGUCAAGACGGAAGACAAGUCUCUGGAGGAACGUGGACGAAUCAUGAUUUCUCUGAAGUACAACACCCAGAAGUCUUGCCUGGUAGUGGGCAUCAUACGCUGUGCUCACCUUGCCGCCAUGGAUGCCAACGGCUUCUCUGACCCCUACGUCAAAACGUAUCUGAAGCCAGACGAGAACAAAAAGUCAAAGCACAAGACUGCUGUGAAAAAGAAGACGCUCAAUCCUGAGUUCAAUGAGGAGUUCUGUUAUGACAUAAAAUAUGCAGACCUCACCAAAAAGACCUUGGAGGUGACCGUAUGGGACUACGACAUUGGAAAGUCGAAUGACUUCAUAGGUGGUGUAUCUCUGGGUAUCAAUGCAAAUGGAGAAAGGCUCAAGCACUGGUUUGACUGCCUCAAAAACAAGGACAAAAAAAUUGAACGCUGGCACACGUUGACCAAUGAAUUACCUGGUUCAUUAAAUGACUGAACGCACACAUCCUUCGUCCAACCUGUUCGCCGGCUGCACCAGGACUCCCGCAUCCUCCCCGUCCUCUCCGCCCAGGUCGUCUUCUCUGGGUCGCCCUCGUGUUGCCCGCAUCGACCUGAGACGCCUCUCUUUGGGAAUACACAGUAUUUCCUCUCCACAGGGCUGAGCUUAAAACAUACACAUCUCAUGUUUGUGUUCAACAACACUUUCACACAUACAGAAAGGAGGUUGCACAGCUGCUCAUUUCAUGUUUUUAAGAGAAAUUCAAUCCACAAGAUGACUGACAGGGAUUGUAGUGUUGACUUUAAAGGAUUCCUGUAUGAACGGUGGAAGAUAAAAGAAGCAAAAUCUAUUUGAUGAGAUCUUUUACAGCAGUUAAAGAAUUUCCACUAAUCCAUAAAGCUGCACAGGAAAACCCUCAUGAUUUCAAUUUCAUGGCUAUGAGCAGAGUCUUAGGAUUUAAAGUAGUGGAUACACUAAUAAAGGAUGUAGCAAAUAUUUUGUAUCAUUAAUGCAAGUUCUAGAUUUGGAGCAUAUAUUUUUCAUUUGGGCAGAUGAGAGCAAUGCCACAGAGACUUUGUGUAGUUUAUGGAGAACAGUCUUUAAAACCGGCUGCAGGUUGAGGUCUCAUUAUGCUUCAAACAAACUGUCUAACCAUGACUCUCUGUAAUGAAAACCGCUGUUUUGUUUGUUUGAUAGAGUUAAUAGUGAAGCUUGUGUAAAGGCAAAAACUCCACAGAGAAAGAGAGCUGGGCUCCGGCAAGAGUUGCCUAUAGCUACUUUAUAUUGUAAGUCAAAUAAUCUACAAUAAUAAACAGCAGCCUCUAACAAUCAGAAGGCCCCCAAUGUGCAAGCAGAGUGACACAAGCGAGAGUGGGAAGGAAGAACUCCCUUUAAACAGGAAGAAACCAGAGAUUAAUGAGUAAAUGCAAAGUGGUCUGUAAACACAUAGAGAGUGAGUCUUAAGUAGAAAGGAGUUACAACGCCCUCCAAUACUCACUAUUCUGUAAAGGUAGUUUUAGUUAUUUUAAACCAUAAGUUAAUAAAAUAAUCUUUGCUCAUGCAGCCAAAACAUUAUUGUCUGCAGUUUUAAAGCAGAAAACUUUUUUUAAAUUGUGGUUUUUACUUAUUAAGAAAGAUAUUGCAAACAAUAUCAACCUGCUAGCAUCAUAUUAAUCCUUAUGUGGCCAGUUUAAAGAAUAUAGUUACA